AUGGAAAACAUUCAGGACUUACAGGCAGAAUAUUACUUUGCUGCCAUAAAUCAACAAAAAGCGGCGCAACAUUACAACAAUUUCGUCUCAGGAGCAGGAAAUCAUCAAACAGCCGAAGAAGCAGCCGUAGCGGCAGCAGCGGUUUAUUUUAUCGAAAACCCUAACGAAUUUAGCCAAGGAGGACCAUUUGACACGACAAAUUUCUUCUUUCCUAACACCGAAUUUACACUCGCCGCGACAGCGCAUUCGUAUACGCCGUCGUACGGAUCUCCGCAAUCGUCAAUUUACGAAUCGAUCGAUUCAUCGGAUUAUGAUGUUUCGGACGGAUAUUCAUCGGCGGGUGGGAGUUCUGGAUUGUCGAGUCCUCAUCUGACCACCGAUGUCAUGUUCGAGGAGGAGAGUUUACGACGAAAUUCGUUGCAAUUGAGCGAAUUGAGUGACGAAGAUCUUCUUUACGCGUUUAACGGUGGAUUUAAUUCAAAUAGUACGGCUGCCACCACAAACACCACCGCCGCCACGACUGAUAAUGCAACCUCUUAUAACGAUUAUAGUCAACAUCAACCGAUUAAGAUGGAAAAUCCAUACCUCAGUGACGACAAUAAUUCUAACAUUAAUGAUGGUAAUAAUAAUGGUGGAGGAGCAGGCCCAAUGUUUAGUUUUAUACCGGCCACGCCAAUCACACCGACCAAAGCUCAGGCUAUCGCUGAUAGUGUGUAUGGAGUCAUUUCAUCACCUUCACAACAACAACUAAUAUCAAUAAAUGAAGAACCAAUUGUGACGUCAGAAAUAAAUAAUGAUCCUAUCUCUACAUCGAUAGGUUCACGUAACACAAAUAACCCCGCCUCACACAGCGCCAAAUCUUCAACAACUGCACACAGCCACCCACAAAACUCUAGAAGUAGUGGUAAGAACAAUCAACCAAAAGUUGCAACUUCUACCGUCUCUACGACUCCAACUCAUCAACAUAGGAGUCACCGCAAAGCACUACCACAGGAGAUGGCGGAAAGACUUCACACAAUGAACCUUGCACCACCAAAACCCCAAAGAAAAUCAAAGACAAGCGCACCAUUCCACUGCCCUUACGAGGAUUGCACGAAAACCUUCACUCGUCAGUACAAUCUAAAAUCUCAUUUGCGCACUCACACAGACGAACGACCCUUCCUUUGCGGCUUCCAAGGUUGCACAAGAGCGUUCGCACGACAACACGAUCGUAAACGACAUUACAAUCUACACUUGGGCUUCAAACCUCAUGUGUGUUCUCACUGUGGACGUGCUUUCGCAAGGUUGGAUGCUCUGAAUAGGCAUUUAAGAUCGGAUAGUGGAGCUCCUUGUGCACAGGCUACUCUGCCUAAUGGGGGUGAAAAGAAAUUCAAACCGGUCAACAUGUAA
This is a messenger RNA of Ambispora leptoticha, 1389 nucleotides long. The record is from the annotation of a GenBank genome assembly. NCBI's taxonomy places the organism in Eukaryota, Fungi, Glomeromycota, Glomeromycetes, Archaeosporales, Ambisporaceae.